GAAAGAACCUCCCCAGCACCGAAGCCACUCUGUUUUAUGAUUCUCAGCAGUCACCACCACCGCUCCUUGUUCUUCUCACAUCUGUCUCUGCUUUUGUUCUCUCACACGCAACCCACAGUGCCACUCUCUCUCUCUCUCUCUCCUUUUGAACGCCCUCAAAGGCUCAAACAACAGAACAGACACAAACACUAACACUCACUCGAAAGAUCAAUAAUGGGAUCUGGGGCCGGCAAUUUCCUCAAGGUUCUUCUCAAAAACUUCGAUGUCCUUGCUGGGCCUGUCAUUAGUCUUGUUUAUCCUCUAUAUGCUUCAAUUAGGGCGAUUGAGAGCAAGUCUCCCAUUGAUGAUCAGCAGUGGCUCACUUACUGGGUUCUCUACUCCUUGAUCACACUCUUUGAACUUACCUUUGCUAGAGUCCUUGAAUGGAUUCCAAUAUGGCCUUAUGCAAAGCUGAUUGCAACCUGCUGGUUGGUCCUUCCUUACUUUAGCGGUGCUGCUUAUGUUUAUGAGCAUUAUGUGAGACCUUUCUAUGUCAAUCCUCAGACCAUUAACAUCUGGUACGUUCCAAGGAAAAAAGACGCCUUGGGUAAGCGAGAUGAUAUUCUAACUGCUGCAGAGAAGUACAUCCAAGAGAAUGGAACAGAAGCAUUUGAGAAUAUCAUCAAUAGGGCUGACAAAUCAAGAACGGGUGGCGGUUAUUAUUCAAUGUAUGAUGAGACUUAUUGAGUACAAUCAUGUAGUUUCUCUGUCUUUCGUGGAUAAGUGGAUGCAUGUACAUGUUACCAUGUUGCUGAUAUUUUAUUUUUCCUUCUCCGUGGUGAUAUUUUACUCUUUUUUUUUCAUCCCUUUAUUGAGUUUUUAUAUCCCUGUAACUAGCUUUGGAUUAGUCAUCUAUGUUUUGUAUAAUGGCUAUGACACGCAUGGUAUAUAUAUAUAUAUAUAUAUAUAUAAUAUAUAAUGUUAGUACAACAGCAGAAACUCGUUGAUUUUUUUCUUGUUAUAUUAUAUCCCCCAACAAAACCCCACCAUUGUUGGAUCUUUUAAUUACAUAAAUUCCACUAUUGAUUCCUUGAUUA
Messenger RNA from Glycine soja, 1076 nucleotides. RefSeq names its product HVA22-like protein a. Bases 214 to 726 code for a protein of 170 amino acids. The transcript is spliced from 5 exons. NCBI's taxonomy places the organism in Eukaryota, Viridiplantae, Streptophyta, Magnoliopsida, Fabales, Fabaceae. The record is from RefSeq and is a predicted model, not a curated record.